AUGUAUUCUCCGGGCUAUAACAACCUCGGCCAAGUUGCCAAGCCUAUUGGGAUAUUCAAACAAUUUAUCUCGAAGGAGCCACAAACCAUUGUCCUAAGAGAAAAGGUCCUCUCCCUCUCCGGGGAUAGCUUCAACAUAAAAUCGGUCAAUGGAAAGCCACUUCUGAAAGUGCAAGGAGCCUGGGUAUCGAUUUCUGGUCGCAAGAGGGUCGAGGACGUCAAUGGCAACCACUUGUUUGAUAUUGUCAAGGAGCUUCUACACCUUCAUGCGACCUAUGCAAUUGAAAGUCCCCGUGGCGAGAAGAUGUGCGAGGUCAGGAAUAAUAUCAGAGUGUUCGGCUCCAAAGCCACCGCCAGCUUCACUGGUCUAAAUGGCAAGACAGUGACUCUGGAAAUGAAAGGGAGCUGGUUGGAUUAUACUGCCGAUAUUGUCGACAACAAAACUGGCUUGGCAGUUGCCCGCAUUGAUCGGAAACUGCUUAGCGGCCGCAACCUGUUGUUUGGCCAGCAGACUUAUGCCGUUGUCGUGGCACCUGGCGUGGAUGCAGCACUGGUCGCCGCCUUGUGCAUUUGUUUUGAUGAAAAGAACAACGAGAGACGUCGCAGAUAG
This is a messenger RNA of Penicillium digitatum Pd1, 609 nucleotides long. Its product is annotated as LURP-one-related/scramblase family protein. Lineage: Eukaryota; Fungi; Ascomycota; Eurotiomycetes; Eurotiales; Aspergillaceae. The record is from RefSeq and is a predicted model, not a curated record.